This is a messenger RNA of Suillus discolor, 2819 nucleotides long. RefSeq lists its product as uncharacterized. The transcript is spliced from 12 exons. The record is from RefSeq and is a predicted model, not a curated record. The coding region runs from base 39 to 2819 and encodes 926 amino acids. NCBI's taxonomy places the organism in Eukaryota, Fungi, Basidiomycota, Agaricomycetes, Boletales, Suillaceae.
AAUUCUCAGACAUAUCUUCCUCUCAGGUUGCUGUGGUAAUGACCACCGCCCAAAGGACAAGAUUUCCCACCAAGUUCUACCAGGAGGAUAUCGUGCGCCGCAUCGACUCGCCGAAUGUAUAUGGAAUUGUACUUAGAUGCUGGCACGAUGCCGAGGAUAUCCCACCACUCCCAAGUCCGUUCACGGACCCCUUAAUGAGAUCCCUUGAUCGUGGUGAGAUCGGGGUCUCAUUCUUCCCAGGCGGUGUUCGCGACAUCGUCCCGGAGUCUCACUAUGAGCUCGUAGAUAGAACAUUUCAGUCAGGGGAUUAUUGCAAGCGUAGCGUUGAUGAUGUUUGUUCUGGCGUAGUGACCAGUAUCGAGGUACAAGCACGGCUUGUGCACGCAAUCAGCGGAGAGCAAGUAGAGGGUUGGAGAGAUAUCAGGGAAGUCAGACGUGCUACUGACGUUGACGGGGGAGAUUAUGUGAUCUACGAUGACUGGAUUGGACAGGUCAUAGAGCUAUUCGACGAACUUCUUGUUUCUGCGUCUGGCGCCUUCGUCCGCUUACCUGAAAUUAGUUCUCGUCUGACAAUCGGCGACAAGGGGCCGGUAGGUUCCACCUGGGUGUCUAUUGUUUUGUGCGCUCACUUUGUUAAGGACAUUCUACCGGACCCCGAGGCACUUCACGGGCUAGUGAAUUAUCCUAAAGGAGCCCCACUACCUAGCUCGGAUGACACUGUCAUAGAUAUGAAGCGCACAAUACUAGCCAUCUGUUGGCUAGCGGUAAAUCAAAGCUUGAAUCCUAGUGUCGCCCAACUCAAACAGCGACCAGCGCGUUUCUGGUCUGGCGAAGAUUUGACUAAAUUGACAGUGAUUAGGAUGCGUGUGGAUGAUGUACGUGUCGGGGAUAAGGUUCUACUGGAGAACGAUGCAGGUGUGCCUGUCACAAGAUACGGUGUCGAAUCAGAAUCAAAUGGCGCCAUGACGAUCAAGACCCUAUGCGUGAGGGAGACGAAAACGGUCGUCAAUGUUCUUUGGCAAGAUGGAUCACAGGAGAGCUUCCCUUCCACGGAGCUGAUUCCAUACCUGAAUCCAGAUGAAUAUGACUGCUGGCCAGGCGACCACGUCCUAUGGAAAUUUGAGCAUGAAGAGCACGCAGCCGUUGUUCAAUCGGUCAAUUCUACUGAUCGAGUCGCCGUCAUUCGUUUCACGAGUACUGGCAAGACUGAAACUGUUUCUGUUCUUGAACUCGACCCAAACGGUGUCAGUGAUUGGGCGGCAGGCACUCCACAUACCCAUCUCGGCGUGCGUCGUGGUGACAAGGUAUUCGUCCACCGUGAGGGCGCCUCAAAUGGUUUUGAAUCCCCUCGAGUUCCGAGAAUCGGCGAGGUCGAGGAGUGGGUGAGAGAGGUGCCAGUUAUGCCAGACGGAGAAUUCAGCGGUUGGAGGCGCACGAUGGCAGAUAUGGGGACGAAAAUAGCGUCCGAACGAAAAGAAAAGCCCACUGUUUCCCGUGUCAAGCAUCCAAUGCGGGACAAUGCAUCUCUGUCAUGGUUUGGAGAGGUCACUGGGCUUCGUCUUGACGGAACAGUCGAUGUCACUCAUCCGAAUGGAUCUAUGGCUAUCUACCCUCUCUCACGGUUGACCAAGCUUUACGACACUCUUGAACAAUUUGAAGAUGAUGGCUGGGAGGGUGAAGACGGAUCCGAUCAAGGCUCUCAUGUUGACAACACUGAGGGUGUGUGGCAUCUAGAUCCAGAUGGCACAUGGCGCUACGACCAUGACGAUUCAGAAUGGGAGGACGAGGAGGAUAGUGAUGAGGAUGGCGAUGGAAUGGACGUGGACACCUGGGCCGACGAAAUUGAUAUCCCGUUGGGUGAUGGCAUCCCAGAUUCUCUGAUAUCACACGAUGUAACUUCAGACGUGACCGAUUCGGACUCACUGUUCCCAGUAUCGUCGUCCAACACAUCGCCAGAUAGUACCCAAGAGAUUAUUGUUCAGGAAGAUGAGGACGGUCAUGCCGAUUCUCCAUGGAAGAAAUUCGAAGUUCUCCCAAGUGCACCCCAUGACCAUGCAUUUUAUUCGUCUGUAUCGAAUCAGCCGUCGAAGAAUUUCCUCGCGCGUCUGACGAAAGAGUACCGUGCGCUCUCAACCAGCCUACCAGAUUCAAUCCUCGUCCGUGCAUACGAGGAUCGUGCAGAUUUAUUGAGAUGCCUCAUUAUUGGACCGGAAAAUACACCCUAUGAAGACGCACCGUUUGUAAUAGAUUGGAUGCUUGACUCAAACUUCCCUCAAAGUCCACCUAUUGCUCACUUCUUGAGUUGGACCAACGGCAACGGUCGCGUUAAUCCAAACUUGUACGAGGAAGGCAAAGUUUGUUUGUCCAUCCUCGGCACGUGGAGUGGAGACCGCACGGAAACGUGGAGCGCGGCAAGAUCUUCACUUCUCCAGGCCUUUGUAUCGAUACAGGGUCUGGUGUUGGUGAAAGAGCCUUGGUUCUGUGAACCUGCGUACGAGAAAUUGAGGGGUACUGAGGAAGGCAUGGUUAACAGUCGACUUUACAGUGAGAAGGCAUAUGUCCUAUCCCGUGGAUUCGUUCGCCGCGCCUUGGAGAUUCCUCUCGGUGGACUAGAGGCAGAGAUCAACUGGUUGUACAAUUCCCAGGGCAGGCUAUCCAAAGUCCUAAACGACUCCCGAGCACUGAUCCAGAAGAGUCAGUCGGGCCCAGAAAACACAGACGCAGAUGAGAAUAUCGCAGUGCCCCGCCUGACUGCAGGCGGCAUCAUCAUGCUGGAACGAACGCUGUCCAAACUGCAAACACUUUUUGACCGGAUGUAG